Molecule: messenger RNA, 9665 nt
Organism: Pieris napi
Lineage: Eukaryota; Metazoa; Arthropoda; Insecta; Lepidoptera; Pieridae
Product: epithelial discoidin domain-containing receptor 1-like
Exons: 18
Coding region: 168-2954 (928 amino acids)
Biological process (GO): multicellular organism development; protein phosphorylation; positive regulation of kinase activity
Cellular component (GO): signaling receptor complex
Molecular function (GO): protein tyrosine kinase collagen receptor activity; collagen binding; ATP binding
Source: RefSeq, a predicted model, not a curated record
UUCAGAGCAGUGCCACUAAAAGCUCUGGAAACCUAGAUUCAAUGACGUAGUCACCUGGUGCCAAAUUUUAUUAAGACUGAGUGCUGUGUUUUUUCGCGAAAAUGACUUUUUCAAUAUUUACGCUAUGUAUCGAGUUCCUGUGAAGAGGGGUUGAGUAAAAAGACAAAAUGUGGCGAAUAGCGCCACUAGUGAUACGGCUCCUGGCUGUGUCACUGGUGGCGCUGGUGCUCGCCGACCCCGGCCCAGGCGGGACCAGCAUGGUGUCCCGGAAACCAGAAAGACCCGAGCGUCCGGUCCGGGCCACGGCGCCCCCUCGCCGCCAGGGACGAAAGAAGAAACGCACUACCACCACAACCACUGUUGAACCGGAUGAAGAAGAUGAGCAUACCACAAUUCCAACUACCACUAUAGAUCCACGGCUCUUUGAUCACACCGAGACCGGGAACUGUGAGGUGCCACUUGGAAUGGAGAACGGCAAGAUCUCUAACGAGUCGUUAUCGGCCAGCUCCAGUUACGACCAGAGUGUAUCUCCACUCAGCUCAAGAAUCCGGACGGAAAUACGCGGCGGUGCGUGGUGUCCCAACGGCCUAAUACUACCGCAGAGUCGUCAAUUUCUUGAAAUAGACCUCCAUGAUGAAUACUUGAUCACAGCUACUGAAUCACAGGGAAGAUUCGCCAACUCCAUUGGCGUUGAAUUUGUUGAAAGUUAUUCAGUAGAAUAUUGGAGGGAGGCACUCAGCCGCUGGGUCAAGUAUAAGGACUUUAAUGGCAGUGGACUCUUACCUGGCAACGUCAACACGUACACUCCUAGAAAGACAACUUUGGAAGCGCCGUUCAUAGCUUCGAAGGUUCGAUUCUUUCCAUACGCGGCGCACCCACGGACGGCCUGCAUGCGGGUAGAGCUCUAUGGAUGUCGUUGGAAACAGGCUCUUGUCGCGUAUGCUGCGCCCAAAGGUUGUGACAUGCAAGCGAUGACAGGCGGCGCUAUCUUCGAGGACUUAUCCUAUGAUGGGGUUGUACGCGAAAGCGAUCUAGUGGACGGUCUCGGUCAGAUCACUGACUCCUUCACAGGGCCCAAUGAUUUUGAACUGCCUGACCCGUUAGAUACUCGAGGAACCCGAUGGGUGGGCUGGAACAAGACGAUGUCGGUGGAUGAUGAAGUUGAUAUAACGUUUAACUUUACGGACACAAGACUUUUUCAUUAUGUAGACAUACAUACAAACAAUAUGUUUACCAAGGAUGUUCAGCUUUUCAAAGAGGCAGAAGUCUACUUCUCUCUGGAAGGUGAGCGAUGGCAGGAAGACUAUCUCUCCUACGAACCCAAGCAAGACAAAGUGUCUGAACACGCCCGUGUCAUUCACAUAGACCUGGAAAAUCGUACUGCUCAACAUAUUAAGCUUAAACUGAAGUUUCAUCACGAGUGGAUUCUAAUAAGCGAGGUCACAUUUAAAUCAAUUCCAACAGUUGUGAAUCAAUCUAUAGAAUUCCUAGACGAAUACUAUAGGACAGAUACUCCGCCGACGUCAAGAAAGAAACGCAAUUCAUCUAUAAAAGUGUCCGUUGGCCUCGCCUGCGGCGCCAUUGUGGGUGGUGGGGCAUUCAUAGCGGCCACAGCUAUUCUCGCGACUAAGCGAGCUAGGCGAAGAAUUCCAAACAUGCUCAAAAAGCCGUUUUGUCCUACCCUACGAUGCAAUGCUCGAAACAAUCGACGUACGCCACGUCUAGCAUUAGCCCUUGCAAAUUGUCCGCCAAUACACAUGCUUCGCAGUCCGGCCAUUGUGGAUGAAGACUAUCGAGAACCCUACAAUAUAUGGCGAGAGACACUUGGACGUCAAAAACGUGAAAUCCACGACCAAAAUGAAUAUAACGAAAUAUGCGAGGAUCCGGAAUUCCCUCGACCCUACAUGAUGAAACGGGCCGACCCUCACGAGAGCUUCUAUGCUGCCACAGACAUUAUUCACCAUUACCCGGAUGAACGGCAAAAUCGCCGAGAGAAGCCAGCCCCAGGGCUUUUCACCUCUAUAAAACUACCUGAAGCCGAGCCCCCAAACGGGGUGGCGCCCCUGCUGGAUUUCCCGCGGGGGCGCAUGAGACCACUUACUUUCCUGGGCGAGGGACCACAUGGCACUCUCCAGAUUUGCGAGACGGAUGGCAUCGAAGAGCUCAGCGACGAGGAAUUACCGAGUGGCGACCGCCGUCGUUUGGUGGUUGUGAAGACACUUUGGCGGGGCUGCCAUAGCGAUGUCAAAGCGGCGUUUGCCCGCGAAGCUACAUGGGGAGCUGGGCUGAAGCACCCGCAACUAGCUCGGGUGCUCGGUUUGAGCCUCCUAGAGCCUCCAUGCGCGGCACUCGACCGCGGCAAUGCAGUCCCAUUGACAACGAUACUGAAGAUGGAACGGAGAUUGAAUUAUGCGAGUUUGAUACACAUAUGCUGCCAAAUAGCCAACGGUAUGAAGUAUCUGGAGUCAUUCGAGUUAGUACACAGAGAUCUCGCAGCAAGAAAUAUAACAGUUACCAACGAUCUGAACAUUAAAGUAUCCGACUAUGCGAUGUUUUGCGAAGAGUUUAUUGGCGAUUAUCAUAUUAUGGCAAAUGGAAUUCGAGUACCACUUCGGUGGAUGCCGUGGGAGAGCCUGCUUAUGGGCAUGUGCUCACCCGCAAGCGAUGUUUGGUCAUUUGGAGUCACAGUCUGGGAGGUGCACACAUACUGCGCAGCGCAACCUUUCGAGGAGAUGAACGACGAUCAGGUUGUUGCAAAUGCAAGCCAAUGGCGUUGCGGAGGCCGUGGCGCACGAGUCCCGGCCGCUCCUCUACCGAGAUGCCGACGAGAACUUUACGAUUUAAUGCAUGAAUGCUGGCGACGCGAACCAAAUCAACGGCCGCGUUUUAACGACUUGCACCGCUUUUUGGAACGUAUGACUGAGGGGUAUAAACCACCAAUGCCACGCCCUUAAGCGCGUUUCACUGGAUGUUAAUUUAUCUAUAAAUAAGAUAUACGUCUAUAUGGUCUAACCACUUCUGUAUCUGAUAACAUUGUUUGAACUAAAUUUGUAUAUACAGCGUACAAUUUGAUAUUUUACUUCAAAUUUUGUUUUGUUUGACUGCUUUUCAUUAAAUACGUUGCUAAACAAAGCAUAAUUUACUUCCGCUACGCUUAAAUAUUUUUUUAAAUAUUAUAAAUUAGGUUUCACAAGGCCGGUAUUCGGGAGCCCUCUGGCAUAGUGUCCAUGGGCGGCCGUUCACUUAACAUCAGAUGAGCCUCUAUCGAUUUGCCCCUGUUCUAUAAAAAAACUAUUGCAUUUCUUCACAAUUCUUUUCUUUCGUAUAAUUUGUUUUAUUUAAUUAGGGUUGCCUGGAAGAGAUCGCUUAGUAGCGAUAAGGCCGCCCGUUGCAUCAUGAUUUCUAAGUUUAUAUACUAGCCAACGGGCAUUAGUGUCCAAAUACUUUUACUUACCCCACCUAUCUUACACAACAUCCCUAACAAUAUAAUAUUUAAAUAUCUUCAAUAAAUAAAGUAUUUAAAUUAUUCACUCUCUAAAUUUGCCUUGUAUCGAUCGAUUUUGCGGUCGUCUUCAAUUGAUUUUCUUAUCCACAAAGAAAAUUGGGGGGGGGGAUCACUCUGCGCUCAAGACCUUAAGAAAUUUCCGAACCAUUUCGACUUAGGGUUCACAAAAAGAGCGUACCAAUUGGAAUUGAGAGUGUCCAUGGGUGGGCGUAUCACUUAACAUCAGAUGAGCCUCUUGCACGUUUGCCUUCUGUUCUACAAAAAAAUAUUCUUUGUUGCUUACAAUUUAUAAGUAUAAUGAUAACUUUACGAUACACAAAUGGUUAGGCCUAUGAGACCAGUACGAUGUAACAAGUGAAUAUAUUACACCCGCUACAUCCAAAAUCGAUUGUUAAUUGCUACGUUUCACACAAACGUUAACGUUAAUCACAAACAUAAAAAUCUUAUAAAUAUAAAAUGGAUCUCAAUUAUCAGAAUUACUUAAAUGUGUCACGAACUUAUCAGAAUAGUUUUAAGAAACGGAAACCCAACCGUUUUCGUCCACAGACUACUCAUUUCUAUUAAAAAAAUACUAUACAUUCUUUGUACGUUAAUUUUAAUAUGUAUAAAAUGCUAUAUAGUAUGUUAGAGUAAAUCAGAAUUUAUUUCUUAAUGGCACUUAUUACGGACAGAGUUUCAUGAGAGCUUUUAGGUAGUAGUUUUAAGUUCUAUUGGGAAAGUCUACAGCCUACAUCUUAAGCCCGGGAUUCGUCAAUGUUUUCGAAUCCAACAGACUGGAUAAGUAAUGUGAUAGGGAUGACGAGCAGUAUUAAGUACAGUAUUCAUAUAAUUGUAGGUAUUAUAUUUUUUUCGCUUUACGACUGUUUACUUGCUAACUUUGGUCCCAUCACCCUAUUUCUCCCGCUUCAGAUCCACGCAGCAUAGUGACGCUGCGUAACUAGAACUAAGUGUUAGUUAGCAAGUAGAUAGGAGUUGCAUGUAGGGUUAAACGUAGGGUAAGAAUUGCGAAAUAUCGAUGUACUCAUAUGUAUACUUUAAAUGUGUCAUGUAACUUUCAUGUACUCCCAUUCGAUAUUUCGCUCACACCGGUCACUGAGUGAGGCUUAUAUAAGUAUCCAUAGAGUGCAUUUCUCGUACAAUUGAGGUUGAUAAAUUGUGAUCGAAACUCAGGGACUGGUAUUGUUAAUGACAAUAUUGUAGACGACGCGCUCAAAGGGCGAGUUUACAUUAUUGUUACAAACAUUUGUAGCUUGUAAGUUUCACGCCUAUCCCUAGCGCCCCUCGCCGAGCGCGCUCACGAUCUUCCACUUCGCCUUAACGGCAACCCUCACAAGGGACACCAACAUAAUGUACGAAAAGUCGCUAUCAAUAUCAGUUGAUACGUUUUCGUACAUUUGAUUGGUGAAGCUCAUUACGUAGAUCGAUAUUGCGGAAAAUUAAGAACAAGGAACCAUAAGGCACGUAAACAUAGAGCACACAAUGACUUAUAUUGUGAUUUGAUUAGGGCACGUAACGUAACGAAUUAAUCGCAGUAUCGAUCUGCUUCCUAUAAUAUAUCCAAAUCUAACUCCUAUUUUUUUAACCUGUUUUAAACGUUAAGGAUAUAUAUUUCCGGAAGUGACAAACUUCCUAGGCAUUUGUUGCCACCUAUGCUUCUUGUUUUCUUCGAUUAGGCAUUAUUGGUAGACGUCGUACAGUAUUCGAUAGAACGUGUCGAAUUUACAAGAGAGAUAUUUUUCAUCGUGGUCAUAGAGUCCACUUUUGGACCACACUGACGUGCUUUGAUUUAAAUAAAUAGUGAAUCGUUGGAUGCUGUACGAUAGUAUUUUUGUGUUAUUUCCCGAAUUACUAAUAAUCAGUAUCUGGUCUCACGGGAUCUUUGUAGUUGUAAGAAAUAAUCGGUGUCUGAAUGUUUCGUCAAUGUAUUCGAUAGCACAUAGUCCGUUUGUCGAGAAACAUUGAGCGAUUUACGUACUGUCUUUGAAAGCCUCAAAUAGGUAAAUGUAAGGCUGAAAGUGAAAUGAAAGAAAUACUCAUACUAAAAGUUUUUCAGGAUGCGAAUGGAUUGGGAACGAGUAAAAAGCUCAAUGACUCGAUAAAUCGGUUCGAUCGGUGUUCCAAUUAAAAGUUAGGAUAAAUAUCCUUAUCACUUAAGAGUUAGUGGGUUGACUGUGGCAUUUCAAAAACCUCCACAAUUGAGUUUCUUCCGCAUAAAAAUCCUAUUCAAUGUUCGUGUAUUAAACUUGCGCUUGACAUUUACACGUUGUGACAGAUAUUGUAGGUUCAGAAAUUUUUUAAACGUUUUGAUAGAUAUUUUAAGUUUAGACUUUUAUUUAGAUGUUUUGAUAGAUACUUUGGGAUCAGACUUUUAUUAAGAUGUUUUGAUAGAUACUUUGGGUUCAGACUUUUAUUUAGAUGUUUUGAUAGAUACUUUGGGUUCAGACUUUUAUUUAGAUGUUUUGAUAGAUACUUUGGGUUCACACUUUUAUUUAGAUAUUGUAGGUUUAGUAGUCUAUUUAGACGUAUUGAUAGGAAUUUAGGUUUUAGCUAUAGGCGUGAUAAAUGUGAUUUUGGUUAUAUAAAAAUAUAUAUACGUUUCUGAAGCCGACAUGAAUCGGUGUUGGCACGUGCAUUCUCAGUUAAAGCAAUAUAAAAAUUAGCUGUAUAAAAAAUAAAUGUUUUAAAUAUAACAAGUAAUGCAGGGAUAUAACUUUCUUUAUAUAAUACAGUAGCCUUGACUUAUUCAAAACAAAAUAGUAUAAAAUCUUUACUCAUUUGAGUUAAUCGAAUUUGUUUCGAGGUUAUUGAAUUUGUAAUACUCGUUCAAUUAUGGGACUUAUUAAAAAAUAUUAAUAAGAUAAUUUGAUUGGUUUUACAAUAUAGAUACAGCUUUUGUUAAUAAUUUCUCACUAAAAAGGAAACUGUAUUGUAUAACACAAUAGCCAUUGGAAAUUUGUAAAUAAGGUUGCGGUUGAUGGAUGUCCUGCAACGACAAAAUUGUGUAUUUCUGCAUUACUAUUAUGUUUACUUAAUAUAAUUGUAUAUAGAGAGGCAUAGGAUAAAUAUUAAUAAGAAAUAUUUUAAUAGUGGGUAGAAAUUAUUAAAUUAUUUUCAAAUUUUUUCAUUUGGCCGGGGACAAGUUACUAUUAAUAGAGAUGUACUUGUAAUUAGGAAAAAUUCAAAUUUUUUAAAAUGUAUGCUCAAAAAUUGCUAAGACAUUAAGAAUUUGCGUUACAUCUAUUGGUAUUUUAUAAAGUAUACAUUGAGUUCGGGGAUAUGUUUUUAGGUAUCAAAGGUACUUAGGUUAGGAUAUCACCUUUCAUUGUAUAUACCAUUAUACAUAUAUAAAUGCUUGUUUAGACAGCUAGGGGCAAUCGCAUUUCAUAUAACAUUUAAGUACUCGAGGAAUUAAGGAAAAAGGUGGUAAUAACCGAACUAGGUUUAAGGAAAAAAAAAUUUUUUGUAGAUGAUUCGACUUUUUUAAACUUUAUUAGAUUAACUUAUAUUGGGUUAGUAUAUUUCUUCUGUGAUUCUUUAUAUAUAGGUUUUUUAGCAAAAUUAAUUUUACAAAACAACGCGCAAGUUUAAUGAACGUAAUUUUAAAUGAUUAUUUUUUGAAUUUAAUGUGUUACAUCCUUUGUCCCAUGUAAUAUCACAAAUGUAUCUCUUUGCAAUAAGCAGCCACGUCGCCCCUAACUCUAUUCCCACCCCAAUGCAUAUUUAAUCGUAAUUAAAAGAAAACAGGUAAGCUAAGGUAAUAUUAGUUAAGUCCUGCAAAAUAAAUUUCAUUAUAUAGAGCUAAUUAUUAAUUGUAAAUACCGGAAAGGAUACAAUGUGGGUUGCUACAACGAAUGUUAAAAAUCACUUCACUUGAUGUCAUCUCAUUCAUGGUAAGAUUUGCUUGCUUCACAUAAAUAGCUGGUUCCUAUCACGAAACUUACAACUAACAAACGAGUGGAAUCCUGAUCAUGAAAUUAGGUCUCGAAUUGAAAUUGCCCGAGGAUCUUUCAACAAAAUUAAGAAAGUUUUGUGCUGCCGUCACUUGACCAUUGAACUCCGAGUCCGACUUCUCCUUUUUUACAUAUGGCCAAUUGUUCUGUAUGGCUGUGAAGCUUGGACAAUGAAAGAAGAUACCCGCCGGCGCUUAGAAGCAUUUGAGAUGUGGUGCUAUCGUUGCAUGCUUCGUAUAAGCUGGAUCCAGAAUGUCUCUAACGAGAAGGUUCUGAAACGAGUUGGAAUGUCGAAAAAGCUUUUGCAGACCAUUAAACAACAGAAAGUUGCGUACCUGGGCCACGUGUUGCGCCAUGACCGCUACCACCUCCUUCAAUUAAUUAUAAUGGGUAAAAUCCAGGGUAAACGGCGUGUUGGUAGGAAGAAAUCAUGGCUUCGCAACGUUAGGGAGUACGGGUAUUGCAACUGCGGAAGAGUUACUGCAUUUGGCACAGGACAAGACACGCUUCAAGAUACUGACGGCCAACCUCCAGUAAUGGAGAGGCACUAAAAGAUGAAGAUCACGAAACUUAAACUAAAUCGCUCACUAAACCAAGUACCGCCUGUCAUCUUGAAGGUCUGUGAAAUAAUAAUAACACCGAAUUGUGUCACAUGAAAAUAAACUGCACAAAAGUAAUACAAAAACUUGCUUAUGCGUAAUCUUAGACAACCACCAGUGUUUGUUGUGGUGUACAUUACCUCCGCAUAACGUUUCGUGACGUGGAAACCAGCUAUUUUUCUAGUUCAUCGACAAACAUCUAGUGAAUGUUAAAUGUAAGGUGUGAUUUAACUGUCCAAUUGUGUGUUUAAUGUAGUUUACAAUUUGAAUAAUUAUUUUCACGUGAAUGUUUCAACAUUUAUAUAUCUUAAUAUUCUUCAAGUCAACGUGUAUCUGUUUCUAAAUUUCCAUGUUUAAAUAUAAAUGAACUUAACAUAUCUAAUUAUAUUAUAUCUAAACCGCAUUUAAGAGCCCGCUUGGCUCAAUUUCAUAUCAAUAUGCCAUCAUUGGAGACGGUAAGGCUUUCCAUUUUAAAUUUAGAAUGUUGAGAAGGGGUCAUGGGUCUAAAUGAAAUCUAUCAAUAAUUCAAAAACACCCUCACUGUGACUCCUGAUAAGCGUUGGGACCAAUCGACCACUUAACUAGUGCCAGAUGCAUUGACUGUUGUGUGGAUUUAAACAAGAAAUACCAUUAAAAAUCUUACGCCAUCUAAGAAUAACUACUUAAAAUCUGGUAACUUUACAGUAUAUUACUGAACAUGUAAGCUUCUUGUUUAGUAAUUUAACGUUUUUUGUGAAUCAUUCAGUCAAUGUUAUCGAUUAUAAAGACAAUAUGUAUGAAGAUAAAUAUCAUAAAAUGAUGGCUAUUUUCUCGAUAUAAACGCGCCCACUUGUAAACCAUAGUAAUAGUUUGCACACUUGUACUAGCUUUUUCACUUAAAUCCUAAAUUAUUCUGAAUGGCUCUAAUUCUGACAAUAUAAAGGAAUCUUAUUUACUGUCACUUACAAUGGCUUUUAUCGAUAAAUACCUAGCAUACCUAAUUAUUUUUGGAGUAUUUAUGUCGAAAUCUACCUCCAAAUUAGAUUUCUUUAUGCAGAAAUAAAAAAAAUAUUUAUAAUGUUUGCUGAUAUUCCGAAGUUUUUUAUUUUAUAGUUGUAAGCAGAAAGGGGGUAGAUUUUUGUAAGAUAAUUCUAUCAUAACAUAAUUUUAUGACCAAAAAUACAAUAUUUUAUUCUCAACAUAUCAAUCCUAUAUACUUUAUGCUUGUUCAAAAAUUUAGCUUUUAUCUACACAAAUGUCUACAAUUAUGAGCAAAAUCUAUUUGUGACCGGCUCACACCGGAGGGUUCUAUAAAAUUGUGUGUAUGUAUGUUGCCGAAUCUGGAUUUCCGCAAAUAUUGGAGCCAAAUUCCAGAGCUGUAAACGACCAUUUUAUAACUGUAAAAUGACAAUUUCUACAUCUAUCGUAACUAUAUGCUUUAAACAUACUAUAAUUCUUGUCAUUUAGUGUGGUUAAUUGUCAUGACCGCAUGUUUUGUUCUUUUCAUUGUUAACACUCUAUAAAUGAAAUCAAUUCUGUAGGUCGUAAUAAAUAAUCAAAGACUUUUAAGGCUAUUUGCCUUCUUUUUAUGUAAUUUUAAAUGUUAAAAUAAAUGUUGAUUAACAUAUCAAA